Drosophila hydei is the source of this 1033-nucleotide messenger RNA. Its product is annotated as protein late bloomer. The record is from RefSeq and is a predicted model, not a curated record. The transcript has 5 exons. Bases 166 to 825 code for a protein of 219 amino acids. Gene Ontology annotation, cellular component: membrane. NCBI's taxonomy places the organism in Eukaryota, Metazoa, Arthropoda, Insecta, Diptera, Drosophilidae.
GUGGAGCUUCAACAUGUUAUUUGUGUUAUCUCAAUAUGCCUUUAAGCUAGAAAAGUGGACACUGCGGACUAACAUUUGUGUGCUUCAUUUGAUUUUGGUAUUAUUUUCAUUUUCCUCGUGCUCAGUUGAAUUCAAUUGGUUAGAAUAUUCGCAUCCAGAAAAAGCAUGAGUUGCGGUACUAAGACCCUCAAAAUCGCUUCGUUCGUACUGGAUUUUCUUUGCUGUGUUUUUGGAGCACUAUCCAUAGCUGCUUGCUCGUAUGCCCUAGCCGUGUUCCCGCAAAGUCUGGCCAUACGCAUACCCUGCAUUUUGGGCAUAGUGUUGGGUAUACUGCUCUUCGGCAGCACCAUCUAUGGCUGCAUUGCGGCACUGCGUGAGGACAUUCGCCUUAACUGGAUUUAUGUCGCCAUUUUGUUAGCAUUGAUAUGCGCACAAAUUACCGUUAUAUUCGCGCAACCAAUCAACUUUCAAUUGUUGGCCAAUGAGACGAUCCACAUUGCCUGGCAGCAGCAACUGUACAGCAAUGACAGCAUGUCCUACUAUGAAAUCAAGUAUCACUGUUGCGGCAAGUCGGGACCUCUGGAUUAUGCUUCGAGCAGGUUGCGCGUACCCGCUAGCUGUUAUUUAAAUCAGAAUUCGAGCAUUGCAACGGAUUUAUAUACCACGGGUUGUGACCAACGGUUGGCUGCUGCGUUUGUCAUGGGCACCCGAUAUGAGCGCACCACUGAUUGGUCUGUUGUGGGUCUCGAAUUACUAACUGUCAUAGUUGCCGGACUGUUUGCCAUUACGUUACAAAAUGCGGAGCGUAGACGUCUGUAUCGUUAACUUCAACUCAUGGCUGACAAUAUGAACAGUAUUCAAAGUUGUACAAAAGUUAUACUUUUUGUUUUGUCUUGUAAAUAAUUUUAUCAAAACCUUUACAAGCUUUAUCUGCUUGAAAACUAAAGAAACUGAAGAGAGCGCCACCUGUUGUGUUUUUAGGUUACUAGUAAUAUGAAUUUGUUAUUUGUGCAUAAGAUGGGCACUGCUGUUA